Molecule: messenger RNA, 4456 nt
Organism: Ruditapes philippinarum (Manila clam)
Lineage: Eukaryota; Metazoa; Mollusca; Bivalvia; Venerida; Veneridae
Product: protein disulfide-isomerase-like
Exons: 11
Coding region: 87-1607 (506 amino acids)
Biological process (GO): response to endoplasmic reticulum stress; protein folding
Cellular component (GO): endoplasmic reticulum
Molecular function (GO): protein disulfide isomerase activity
Source: RefSeq, a predicted model, not a curated record
CGUAAACAACUACCGGCCUCUUUGCCACGUUGAAUACACAACACAACAGAUCCUGUCAUAAUUGAGAUCAGAAUUAAUUUCCAGAAAUGAAAGUGUUAGCGAUAUUUCUGCUUAUUGCAGUUGCCGGCAUUUAUGCUGCAGAGUACAAAGAAGAGAAAAACGUGCUUGUCUUGACAGAUAAAACCAUCGCUGAUGCUCUAGAGGAGUUUGAUUACGUCCUUGUAGAAUUCUAUGCCCCAUGGUGCGGCCACUGUAAGGCUCUUACCCCAGAAUAUGAGAAGGCAGCUGCCACUUUGGCUGGCGAAGGCUCAGAAAUCAAACUAGCCAAGGUUGAUGCCACUGUAGAAACUGCUUGUGCCCAAAAAUAUGAGGUCAGGGGUUACCCAACAAUUAAAUUUUUCCGCAAGGGCAAGGCCAUUGAAUACAGUGCUGGAAGAACUGCUGAUGAUAUUGUGAACUGGUUGAAAAAGAAGACCGGACCACCAGCAACCACCCUGGAAAACAAGGAAGCUACUGCUGAUUUGAUCGAGAAAAAUCAAGUUGUUGUUGUGGGAUUCUUCAAGGAUGCCAGUUCAGAUGGUGCCAAGGUAUUCACCGAUGUUGCUUCAGGAAUUGAUGAUAUUCCAUUCGGUAUUACCUCAGACUCUGAUACGUUUAAGGAGCAUGAGAUGGAAUCUGAAGGUGUUAUGCUCUUUAAGAAGUUUGAUGAAGGCAAGAACAAGUUCGAAGGUGAGCUAACAGCAGAAAACCUUAAAACCUUCAUCGCUGGAAACCAGAUGCCAUUGGUCGUUGAAUUCACUCAAGAAAGUGCCCAGAAGAUCUUUGGAGGAGAGGUUAAGACCCAUCUUUUACUGUUCACUAAAGAUGUUGAAGCAGAUUCUAAAGACAUGGUAUCAUACAAAGAAGCAGCUGCUGACUUUAAGGGAAAGGUAUUGUUCAUCUACAUCAACACUGGUGAUGCUGACAAUGAAAGGAUCUUGGAAUUUUUUGGUCUAAAGAAGGAAGAAACCCCAGCUGUUCGUUUGAUCAAACUCGAAGAAGAUAUGACAAAAUUCAAGCCAGAAACUAAUGACUUAUCUGCUGAUGCUAUAAAAACCUUUGUUAAUGGUGUACUUGACGGUAAAAUCAAGGCUCAUUUGAUGUCAGAAGAUGUACCAGCUGACUGGGAUGCUAAACCAGUUAAAGUUUUGGUCGGCAAAAACUUUGUUGAAGUUGCCAAUAAUAAAGACAAACUUGUUCUUGUUGAAUUUUAUGCACCAUGGUGUGGACAUUGUAAACAGUUGGCCCCUAUCUGGGAUCAACUUGGAGAGAAAUACGAGGGAAAUGAUAAUGUUGUUAUUGCCAAGAUGGAUUCCACAGCUAAUGAAGUAGAUGAUGUUAAAGUACAGAGCUUCCCAACCAUUAAAUGUUUCCCCAGCAAUGCUGAUAAGGCAGUAGAUUACAAUGGGGAGAGAACUCUAGAAGGAUUCCAGAAGUUUGUUGAUUCCGGAUGUGAUCCAACUGUAGCAGGUCAAGCCGAGGGAGAAGAUUAUGGGGACGAGGAGGAGGAGGGUGAUGAAGAAGAAGAGGAAGAAGAAGAAGAGGGUGAUAAACACGACGAACUGUAAACAUCACAUAUCAUUAUUCUCACGUAUCACCUACUCAUUGUCCACAUUAAUACAUCUUAGUACAAAAGUGGGAUAACUCUUGUAUGUAAUUUCUGUGUAAGAGUUAUCUUGCUCUUGUUUUGAUGUGCUAUAGAUAACAUAGAUGCCACACUGUAACGGUCUUUCUACCUACUCUUAAGGUCUUGAUAAACUGGCAGUUAAUACGUUAUAGAUGGUUAGAAAUAUCAUUGUAGAAACGUACUUGGUAGAGAUUUUUUUAAUAUAUAAAGCAGGAUCAGAUUUUGUUAAAAUUUGACUUGCAUUCUUUCAUCUUUUUGACACCAAAUUGUUAUGGAUUGAAAGAUACUUGUAACAACUUACAAAUUAUGAAUUGGUAUAAUGAAAGUUCUUCCAAAGAUCAUCUUUGCAUAAUACUGUCUCUUUCAACUUGCCAUUUUUUAGCUUAAUUGUUUUGAAUUCAUUAAUUAUUAUUGAUACAAUUAUUUUAGAAUGUUAUUGAUUUUUGUUUUACUGGUUACUGCAAUAAUCAAAUUGAAAUUGCCAAAAAAAAUAGACCUGUUGUACAAAACAAAUUAGAGUUUUAGAUGAUAUUCCCUGAAAAUGCUGGUUGUCAUUUUUAGGGCUAGCACAGUGGAUCAAUGUUGUCAUAGAGAAGCAUUUAGUUUUUUUGUGUUUUAGAUUUAAUAGAAUGACUGCCAUAAACUAGACUGUUUGUAUUAUAUAUGUGCGUAUGAAUGAGUCAUAUAGUCUGUGACAGGGCUUGAGAAUUCCUUUCUUAAGUGGCUGAUCAGUCGAUUUAUUUAUUUAUCAAUUAAUUAAUUAAGAGAUUAGAAUUUGAAAUUUUUUUUAUAAGUUUUUGUUUCCAAUUACAGUAGAUUACAUAAAAAUCUUAAAUGUUGACUUAAAAAAAUUUGUCAAUAUUUUAUACAAUAUACUGAGGAUUUUAUUUUGUAUUUAAUUAUAAUAAUGUUUUCUUCUUCUACAAAUAAGCCACAUAAUGUUUUGUCCAUGUGUAAAGUAGUAUAAACAGUUUACAUAGCAAUUUACAUUCAAUAUAACCAGUAAAUUGUUGGUAAACUUGUAUGUACUGAAUGACUGUGAAUCUAGGCAUUUUCAAAUUGUGUGAAAGGUGUUUACUUGUCUUGUAUUAUUUCUUCAUUAUAUGUUUAUACAGCUUGAUUUGUCUUGUGUUCUUUGGGACUGGGGUUUUUAUUUAAAUCAUUCUUACUAGUUAUCAACUGUUAUUGAAGAAAUGUUAGUCAUUUUUAGGUAAUUACUUGUUUUUGGUAAUUGUUGAUAAAUGUUAAGUAUGGUGCAAUACACAUGUAUUUUUUUGUCUUUGAUAUUUUUUGUUUGUAUAUUUAUAAAUAUUGUUAGAUAAGGAUAUUUAACACUUAUACACAUUAAUAUCAAAUUACAUAUAUACUUGUGCCAGAUAUGUUUUUUUUUCUCUGUUUAUUUUCUUUUUUUCUUUUUUUUAUUAAAUUAAUUUAAUUAAACCAGUAUUCAGACACGAAAAUUUUGGGCAAUAUAUAAAGAUUACUUCAUAUUUCUGUACAAAUUUUAUAACAUAUUCAUGUAGAUAAAUUUGAAGUGUUUACUAAUUAUUGAGUUAACAUUUAUAUAGAAGAAUAUUAUAUAAGAUUAUGAACCAUGUAUACACAUUUUUUAUAUGUAUCAAUUAAGAAGUUAACUGAUGCUAUUUGAAGCUAUUAGUUACUGAUUUUAGUAUUUUUAAUAUCAGAGUAGUGCUACUUUAUGGCUUCCAUUUUGAAGAAGGAAAUAAAUUAUCAAUUGUAAAUAUGUUAAAUCGGAACCACAGAUUUGUGGUUAUUAUUACAGGUUUGAUAUUUUCUUUAUUUUUUUAUUGGUUAUUUUUUUCCUUGUUUUCAUGAUUUUAAACCACUGUUAUGUGGUAUUUUCAUUUGCACAUUUUCAAAUUUUACUCUGUUUUUUUUGUGAAACAAUUAUGUUAUAUAUAUUUCAACCAGAAUUGUUGUGACAAUAGGGAAUACUUAACGCUGUGGAUAUUAAAACUUGUAAUUUGUUAAUUCAUGUUUUUGCUGGUGCUACCGUCAUGUGUAUGGAAAUUCUGUAAACCAAAAUCAUUCACAGGUGACUACUACUACUACUUGAAAUAUUAUAUGUAAUGAAUAUCAUAUUUUACAGAGAAUGUAUGAGUAAAAUCACAUGUAUACAUUGUACAACAAAUGUGUAAAAGGUUUUUUUUUUUGUAUAUGUACGCAUUCCAUGCAGGAAUUGCUGGACGUUAUUUUUUGAUCUGAGUAAUUUUACACAGAGAAAUUUUAAGUGAAAGUAUUUUUCUUUUUUCGGUCAUCUUUUUAUUUUAAGUAUUUUUGCUCAUUAAGUCAUUAGAAACAUAACUGUGAGUGAUGAAACUGACAUUUGAACUGACGUGUAAUAUGAUAAUAGAAUGUGUUUUUUACAGUUGAUUGUGAAUAUAACAAAUGUAGGUAGGCUAGCAGUGGUGUGUGAAAAUAACAUUUAAAAAAACUACUCAAUAUUUUUAUCACUGAGGUAUGAACAGGCCAGGAGAUGUUGUUUUUUUCCGAUUUCUCAGAAAGCAGGAAAAAAAACAAAUUCAUGGAAAGAGAAAAGAACAGUAUUUCUAGUUCGGAUUGUAGAGUUUUUGGAGACUUGGUUCUCCGUGAUAGAAGUGAUGGUGUGCAAGAAAAGUGCUGUAUUUAGUAUUGAAGCAUUGUGGACCAAGGAUGGGGCUACUAACACCACUGAUUGAUAGAAUAUGUUAUUAGGGAAUUUGAAUAAUAUUUAUUUAAAUAAAAUGUCCAGAGUUUCAUUCUGAAACAAAUAAAAGAUGAAUAAAACAA